Molecule: messenger RNA, 974 nt
Organism: Drosophila gunungcola (fruit fly)
Lineage: Eukaryota; Metazoa; Arthropoda; Insecta; Diptera; Drosophilidae
Exons: 1
Coding region: 231-776 (181 amino acids)
Source: RefSeq, a predicted model, not a curated record
UGUGCCAAGCCAAACCAAGCCAAGCCAAGCCAAGCCAUGUGCCUAACCAAACCGAACAAAGGUAAAUACAAACAGCACUCGAUUACACUCAAAAUGUGUACAAAAAAUUGGUAAAAUGUGGAGAAAAAGCGCAGCAGUUGGAAUAAGUUCGUUGGCCAAGGCGAAGCCGAAAUUAGUGCAACCACAGGCCAGGGCCAGAGCGGAUCUCCAGGAAACCUUCACCGUCCGCGAUGCAAUUGAUCCAUUUCGCGCUAGGAUUGGGGCUGAUCUCCACUGCCCUUGAGGCGGCCAUUCUCCCGCUGAUCGUGAUAAAAAACGGCGUUGAAUCGAAUCAUGGCCUGCCCAUGGAUACGGAGAAGUUCGGUUAUCUGGAGUUCAAGCCCAAUGGUUCACUGAUCCUCAGGCGGGCACCCAAUCAGAGUGGCAAUAACCUGCAGAAUCUACUAAUGCUUCGCGGAGUUCUUCAGGCCCUCAAGCUCAAUCCCUCGAAGAUUUCCGAGACUGGUGGCGAAACUCGGUUCGAUUUUAAGAUCUAUGGCGAUGGAGUGGAGCACAAGUUUCCGCCAAUACUGGAGAAUAUCAUUCAACGCAUUCAAACGUAUUUUUCGAUCUAUCGAUACACGGAUACCAGUAAACCCCUACAGCGAAUCGAACCCACCACCCAACCGACAGAGGAAACUUCUGAUUUAACUACCUUAAAAACGGAGGAUGAGGACGAACUAAUUGUCGUUGGAGAACAGGAUGCCUAUAUUACAGUGGGAGACGAUGCGGACUAAUCUCAGUCCUAUUUAUUAGAUAUUUAUUCCCAUAGCUAUGUAAGUCAAUAAAAGUGCCGUACUCAAAAUACUUAUUGGCUGCUUUCAAACCCCCCAAUUCGCCAAUAUCUGGUCACGUUUUGGGGUUACUUUGUAUUCAGCGUUGUGGAUCGGACAAUUUAUGAUUUUAUUUACCCGACCGUGUAAUAGUUGCAAUAU